CAGACCAUGGGCGCUAACACCUCCAGCAAGUCACCACCCUUUGAUGAAAAUGAAGAGGUCACCUUCGACCAUUUUGAAAUUUUGCGAGCCAUUGGGAAGGGCAGCUUUGGCAAAGUCUGUGUUGUACAAAAGAACGACACCAAGAAAUUGUACGCCAUGAAAUACAUGAAUAAACAAAAGUGCUUGGAACGAAACGAAGUGAGAAAUGUUUUCAAGGAGCUGCAGAUUAUGCAGGGCCUGGAACACCCAUUCUUAGUUAAUUUGUGGUACUCUUUCCAAGAUGAAGAAGAUAUGUUCAUGGUUGUGGAUCUGCUGCUUGGAGGGGACCUGCGUUAUCAUCUCCAACAAAAUGUGCGAUUCCAAGAAGGCACUGUGAAACUCUUCAUCUGUGAGCUGGUGUUGGCCCUCGACUAUCUCCAGAGCAGACACAUCAUCCACAGGGAUAUCAAGCCUGACAACAUUUUACUGGAUGAGCAUGGACACGUGCACAUCACUGAUUUCAAUAUUGCCACCAUGCUGACUAAAGAAAUACAAGUCACCACAAUUGCUGGCACAAAGCCAUAUAUGGCACCUGAAAUGUUUAACUCCACAAAACCUAUCGGCUAUUCCUUUGCUGUUGACUGGUGGUCGUUAGGAAUCACUGCCUACGAGCUGCUUAGAACCCGGAGGCCGUACCAUAUUCGCUCCAACACUUCAACGAAUGAAAUUGCUCAUGUGUUCAGGACAGCUACAGUAAUGUACCCUGCUGCUUGGUCCAGAGAAAUGGUGUCACUAAUCAAAAAGUUGCUUGAGCGAAAUCCUGAGAAGCGUUUUUCUCAGCUGAAAGAUAUCCAGGACUUUCCAUAUCUGUCAGAUGUAAACUGGGAUGCUGUUCUUCAGAAAAGGAUAAUGCCAGGAUUCAUUCCCACAAAAGGCAGACUGAACUGUGACCCAGCCUUUGAACUUGAAGAAAUGAUCCUAGAAUCCAAACCUCUUCAUAAGAAAAAAAAGCGCCUGGCUAAAAAGGAGAAAGAUUCCAGCAAAAGCAAUUCUUCACAGGCCUGCCAUCUUCAAAAGCACCUAGAGAUACUCCAAAGGGAUUUCAUUGUUUUCAACAGAGAAAAACUUCUGCAGCAGCAGGACAAGAAGGGAGCUACUGGACUGGCUUCACCCGCUGUUUACCCAGUCCAGCUUCCUGCCUCUGACGGAGCCACACAAUCAGCACCGACUCAAAAGCCUCAGAUAUCCCAACUAUAAGUCCAAAAUACAGAGAUUUGCAGCACUGAUUCCAGAAUCCAGUGAAAAAAGCAGAGGGAAAAAUAAUCAGCUACCAGGAAAAAGGGCAGUUCAGGCAAGCAGUGUCCGGGUCCCCCAUUCCACUGGCAGUGAC
This is a messenger RNA of Struthio camelus australis, 1369 nucleotides long. Lineage: Eukaryota; Metazoa; Chordata; Aves; Struthioniformes; Struthionidae. The record is from RefSeq and is a predicted model, not a curated record.